AUGCAGUACACGCUCGGCAACCGUACCCGGCUGUCGUCGAUCGGCGCGAUGGUCGGCGGGUACUCUUCCGGCCGGGCAGAGGCGCUGAAUUUGAUCAGCACGCUGCGCAACAUUCCACACCUCGAUCCAGCCGCGCUCAGUCCGCGGCUCUCCGACGUGAAAGUCAGCCCGAGGUUCCUGCGCGUCAUCCCGUCGGGGACACUGCACGGUAGAAUGAUCGCGCAGCUGCUGUCUCAGGUGCGUGCCCUUGUCUGUUGCGUUCGUCAGACACACGCAGAUGCGGCGACGUCGUCUUCGGCCACGCCAACGAUUGCCGCUCGGCACGUGGCUGUACGCAGUGGGAUAUCAGGCAGGUGGGCUUGA
This is a messenger RNA of Pedinophyceae sp. YPF-701, 363 nucleotides long. The record is from the annotation of a GenBank genome assembly. Lineage: Eukaryota; Viridiplantae; Chlorophyta; Pedinophyceae.